GUUUUAUGUACAACCGUCAAAGGCGGGUCUGCGUUGUAGUGAGUUCUCUGUUGAUCAUUGUAGAAGUGCAGUUGGAGCGCGGCAAGCAGACAAUACAGGAAAAUGGCAGAUCAACUGACAGAAGAGCAGAUUGCUGAAUUUAAGGAGGCUUUUUCGCUAUUUGACAAAGAUGGAGAUGGUACCAUAACUACCAAGGAGCUUGGUACAGUGAUGCGUUCUCUUGGCCAAAACCCAACAGAGGCUGAACUUCAGGAUAUGAUUAAUGAAGUGGAUGCAGAUGGUAAUGGAACAAUUGACUUUCCAGAAUUCUUGACCAUGAUGGCAAGAAAGAUGAAAGACACAGACAGUGAGGAAGAAAUCAGGGAAGCUUUCAGAGUCUUUGACAAGGAUGGAAAUGGGUACAUCAGUGCUGCUGAGCUGCGUCAUGUCAUGACAAACCUUGGUGAGAAGUUAACAGAUGAGGAAGUUGAUGAAAUGAUCAGAGAAGCGGACAUUGAUGGUGAUGGUCAGGUUAAUUAUGAAGAAUUUGUACAGAUGAUGACAGCGAAGUGAAAUCCUUGUACAGAAUUUCUUGUAUAAAUUGCCUUUUCUUUUUAAACUCAAGUUUUCAUUUUAAUUCUCCCUCUCUCUUGUUCUUCAAAGGAACUGCAUGUCCAUUUUUUUUUUUCUUUUCAAAUUUGGUCAUCGAUACUUUGAUCUAGUGAGUAGCCACAGGACCACAGGAUUGGUUUUGGCAGACAUGCUGGUUGGCACUUGCCUUUCUUUUGUGCAUUUUGAUGUCUACUUGCCUGCCAUCUUAUAAGUGGUGAUGCUGAGGGUCCAGCAGGACUUUUCCCCCCUUUUUUCUUUUUUUUUUUUUGUGGAGGAGCUGCUCUGCAUGGAUAAUGGACUACAUGUAUAUGUGGGGGGGAGAGUCCUCAACAUUGCACUAUUAUAACAUCAGUGAAUUACAAACUGACGGGUUUAUCGGCGGGUACUCGUUCACUAGUCUUUUUGUAUUUGUUCUAGUUAUUACUUACUAUGCUUUCUAAUUAGUCACUUUUCAUCUUUGUCAACUGCUUAUGACAGUCAUGCCUCAAAAGAAUCCAUUCCAAGUUGUAUAUUUGUUUUCCAAUAAAAGUAACAUUUUAUCCCAAA
This is a messenger RNA of Trichomycterus rosablanca, 1137 nucleotides long. RefSeq names its product calmodulin 2b, (phosphorylase kinase, delta) (gene calm2b). NCBI's taxonomy places the organism in Eukaryota, Metazoa, Chordata, Actinopteri, Siluriformes, Trichomycteridae. Gene Ontology annotation, molecular function: enzyme regulator activity; calcium ion binding. The record is from RefSeq and is a predicted model, not a curated record. The coding region runs from base 103 to 552 and encodes 149 amino acids. The transcript is spliced from 6 exons.